Molecule: messenger RNA, 1485 nt
Organism: Ahaetulla prasina
Lineage: Eukaryota; Metazoa; Chordata; Lepidosauria; Squamata; Colubridae
Gene: TRIM50
Product: tripartite motif containing 50
Exons: 6
Coding region: 1-1485 (494 amino acids)
Molecular function (GO): protein binding; zinc ion binding
Source: RefSeq, a predicted model, not a curated record
AUGGCCCGGAAAUUGAGCAUUGAGCAACUUGAGGACCAGUUGAUAUGCCCCAUUUGCUUAGAGUUCUUCAAAGAGCCCUUGAUGCUACAGUGUGGACACUCUUACUGCAAAUCCUGUGUAGUAGCUCUCUCAGGUGAUCUGGAGAAGCAGAUCCUUUGCCCAGUAUGCCGAAAGGCUGUGGACUAUAGCAGAUCACCACCCAAUGUCAACUUGGCUCGCAUCAUUGAGGCCAUUCAUACCAUAGGCAACUCACAAGAUAACCAAAAGUCUUGCCCUGACCACCACAAUCCCCUCAGCCUUUUCUGUGAGCAAGACCAGGAAGUGAUUUGUGGCCUCUGUGGCACCAUUGGCACCCAUCAGCAGCAUAAAGUCAUGCCCAUCUCCACUGUCUACAGCAGGAUGAAGGAGGAACUCUCCAUGUUGAUAACAGAUGUGCAACAGCAGAAGAGAAGCCUUGAUGAACAUGUCAACAAAUUGAUGAAUAACAAAACUCGCAUCACGAAUGAAUCUGAUGUCUUCAAGUGGGUAGUCAGAAAGCAGUUCCAGGAUCUGCAUAGAUACAUCGAUGAAGAGAAGGCCAGAUUCCUGGGGCAGAUAGAAAGGAAAACAACCCGUAUCAUUGCCUCUAUUGAGGUUCAGGUGAGGCAGAGAGCAGACACCCUUCAGAAGCUAAAGGAGCUAGAGAGCUCCCUGGAGAAAUUCAACAAUGAAGACCAGCUGGAUUUUAUACAGAAAUAUGGAUCUCUUCCCUCCAGGUCUGAACUUCCCUAUCAGCACCCAGCUGAAGGCAUGUACAGUGCGGUUUGUUUCAAGCCUGACUUCCACCAAGAGGAUGUAAAGAUGAUGGUAUGGAAGCGUCUGCUCCGUAAAGUCCUUCCAGCUCCAGAAACACUGAAGCUGGACCCAGCGAGUGCUCACCCAAUGCUCGAGCUGUCCAAGGAGAAUACCAUGGUGAAAUAUGGCCUGUUCUUCCAACGGCGAGAUAGCAAUCCUGACCGCUUUGACUACAGCAACUGUAUCCUGGCUAAUAAGGGCUUCUCCUGGGGAAAGCAUUACUGGGAGAUUAUUGUGGGCUCCAAGAGUCACUGGCGCCUGGGCAUCGUCAAGGGCACAGUCAACCGCAAAGGCAAACUGAAUAAGAGUCCAGAAAAUGGGGUGUGGCUCAUUGGCUUAAAAGAGGGCAAAGUAUAUGAGGCCUUCAAUACCAGCAGAUUGGUUUUGCCGAUUUCAGCCCGACCCCAACGAAUUGGGGUCUAUCUGCACUAUGAGAAGGGAGAACUGACCUUCUACAACGCUGACAGCCCAGAUGAGCUGAUACCAAUCUAUACUUUCCAAGCAGAAUUCCAAGGCAAGCUAUAUCCCAUUUUGGACAUGUGUUGGCAUGAGCGGGGUAUCCAUAACAACUUACCCAUUAUAAUACCCACUCCCAAAAUGCUGCAGCCUGAGGAUGACUGCACCAAUACUGAUGAGCCCACCAAGUUAUAA